Molecule: messenger RNA, 705 nt
Organism: Myotis davidii
Lineage: Eukaryota; Metazoa; Chordata; Mammalia; Chiroptera; Vespertilionidae
Product: jun dimerization protein 2-like
Exons: 2
Coding region: 28-507 (159 amino acids)
Biological process (GO): regulation of transcription by RNA polymerase II
Cellular component (GO): nucleus
Molecular function (GO): RNA polymerase II cis-regulatory region sequence-specific DNA binding; DNA-binding transcription factor activity, RNA polymerase II-specific
Source: RefSeq, a predicted model, not a curated record
CAGGGCUGGACUGCCACUCUUCCUGCUAUGAUUCCUGGGCAGAUCCCAGAUCCUUCCAUGACUGAGGGCUCUCUGCCAGGGCUCGGCCCCCUGACCGGACUCCCAACCUCGACCCUGACUGCAGAGGAGCUGAAAUACACUGACAUCUACAACAUUGGGGCCAUGAUCGCCCCUUUGUUCUUCCUGGAGGUGAAACUGGGCAAGAGGCCUCAACCUGUGAAAAGUGAACUAGCUGAGGAAGAGAAGCGGAGGAAAAGGCACUGGGAAAAGAAGAAAGUGGCAGCAGCCUGGUGCUGGAACAAGAAGGAACUGCCCAAACAGGAAUCUGAGUGGUUGGAGCUCAUGAAUGCAGAGUUGAAAACCCAGAUGGAGGAGCUGAAGCAGGAGCAGCAGCAACUCAUCCUGAUGCUCAACUGGCAUCACCCCACCUGCAUCGUCAGGACUGAUAGCGUUAAGACCCCCAACUCAGAAGGCAACCCACUGCUGGAGCAGCUAGAGAAGAAGUGACCAUGGGCUGGGAGGAGGAAGAGAAGAAGGAGGAGAUGAGAAAAGGGAAGAGGAGGGUCCCAGAGGGCUCUUCCUUGCUGCAUGAAAAACUCUUCAAUGGGGCUCAGCACAGCCAGCAUCAACCAGGCUUUUUUGUGAAACUCAGAUCAGCCACGCCAGGGGAAGAAACUCAGGCUGAUGAAACCCAGGACCAAGCGC